AUGAGUAGUUCUGACUCCUUGGAAACUAAAGAGAAGCCCAUAGCUACCGUGAAUUCACUUCACACUGCGGAAGAUGGUGUUCCAACCUUGACCAUCAUUAAUAAGGAAACUGGAGAAACUACCGUUAUCAGAAAAGACUGGACUGAUGAAGAAGAGAAGAAGCUUGUUCUCAAGCUGGACUUUAUUGUUAUUCCGCUUCUAUUCUUUGCAUUCUUCUUGCUACAACUAGACAGAGGGAAUAUUGGAAACGCUUAUACCGAUACUAAUCUAACUAAAAUGCUGCAACUGAACAAUUACCGAAUCAACAUCGCAAGUGCCUUGUUUUCGAUAGGUAUAGUUGUGUUUGAAAUUCCUUUCAAUGUGGUCUUACAAAGAGUGAGUCCUUCAGUCUUUUUGAGUUUUCAAAUUCUUGCCUGGAGUUUGGUUGCAGCCCUUCAAAGUCAAUUUACCAAUUUGGCUGGUUUCUACGUUACUAGAUUUUUGUUGGGUACUAUGGAAGCUGGUUUUAUUCCCGGUGGUUUGUAUUAUCUUAGUACAUGGUACAAGCGAUCUGAGUUGGGUUUGAGGCAUACGUUCUACUUCUACGGAAACUUUACUGCUUCAGCUGUUAGUGGACUCAUUGCUGCGGGUAUCUUGAAAAAUCUAUCAGGAGUUGGUGGUUUGAGUGGAUGGCAAUGGAUCUUUUUACUUGAGGGUGUUGUCGGCAUCGGAUUUUCAUUUGUGUUCUUUACAUUUUUACCUGAUUCUGCCAACCAUCCUGCUGCCUUUUGGAACACGAGAUGGUUUUAUUUCAACGAAAGAGAAAGAAGAAUUAUGCGUGAUAGAAUAUACGUUGAUGAUCCUGCAAAAUCUGUGUCGACCAGGAAAACCAACCACAGAGAUGUUUGGAAAACUGUCAAAAAGCCUAUUCCUUGGCUACAUUUCUUAAUAACUGUCAGUUCUAUGCAAACAACCGCGGCUCUUUCAAGCUAUAUCCCCCUGAUUAUCAGAUCUUUCGGAUAUGGUGUAUUUGAGUCCAAUGCUAGGUCCUCCAUUCCUCAAUGGGCUUCCAUGGUCUUACUUUUGCUUUUGAGUUUCUCAAGUAAGCACAUCAAACCCAGAGGUGCUUCUGUCGCAUUUGUUCUCAUUUGGCAACUAGCUUCGCAAAUUGCCCUGAGAGAACUUCCAGCUGAUGCAUCUGCGACUGCAAGAUUCACAGCAUUGUGCUUUCUGGUCACGUCAGGGGCCAUCGGACAUGUUUUGAAUACAUCGUGGUUGAGUGUAAACAUCAAGAACCCAAGAGAAAGAAGUGUUGCCCUUGCCAUGCUCAUUAUGGCAGCUAAUAUUGGUGGUAUUUGUGGUGGACAAAUUUUGAGAGACAACGAUAAACCAUUAUACAGGAGGGCAUUCCUCUCUCUUAUUAUUCUUGAUGUUGUUUCUAUCGCAGCUAUACUAUUCACUAUUGGGUUCUACUACCAUCAAAAUAGAAAACUUACAAAGUUGUUCGGAAAGGUUGAUAUUGAGGACUCAAGGGAGGAGAGUGCAGAAAAAGAGUCUACCACUGCUGAAUCGUUGCAUGAGACAGUAUAUGUUGGAUUCAAUGAUAAUGGGGUCGUUGACAAGAAAGAAGAGGAAAACGCUCUCGUAAAGAAGCCCAAGUACAGAUUUAUUCCAUAG
Komagataella phaffii GS115 is the source of this 1656-nucleotide messenger RNA. Its product is annotated as Major facilitator superfamily. Gene Ontology annotation, cellular component: membrane. Bases 1 to 1656 code for a protein of 551 amino acids. Lineage: Eukaryota; Fungi; Ascomycota; Pichiomycetes; Pichiales; Pichiaceae. Gene Ontology annotation, molecular function: transmembrane transporter activity. The record is from RefSeq and is a predicted model, not a curated record. Gene Ontology annotation, biological process: transmembrane transport. The transcript has a single exon.